CUCGGCCAACGCAGAUUUGAGGGGAAUCGCAGCCUACACACAGCAAGAUCCGAGCAUCCCUCACACUGUUCAUCCUCAUAACCAUCAUUGGCGAGAAGUGAGAUAUUACCAUCAUCAGUGCGAGGGCAAAGGAGUCACGACCACUUACACAAUGUAGAAAACAUAAGAGGUUUGGAAGGAGCCAGGUCUCUGGAGUGGUGAAAUCACAUUAACACUUUGGGUCAUUUAGUGUGGACGUCUAUUUUCAACAUAGGACCUCAACAUGAGCAACCCCCAGGCUCCUCCAAAGUCCAGAGCCUCAGAGCUGGAGGUGAUCUCCCAUCAGGUGGAGGAGGACAACCAGGGCGCGGCCCCUGUCCAGCUGGUCAGCUUCGCCUACAGAGACUUACCUUUGGCCGCUCUGGACAUUUCCCUCGCUGGAUCCCAGCUCAUCUCAAACCCGGACGACGAGGACAACAGAGAUGGGUCGAACUGGCUGAAGCCAUGCUGCGGGCGGAGGGCAGCGCUGUGGCAGGUCUGUCUGCUGUCGGCGGGAUUCAACUGUUUCCUGGUGGCCUGCGUAAUCCUGGUGGUGGUGCUGCUGACCCUGGAGCUGCUCAUCGACACCAAGCUGCUGCAGUUUAAUAAUGCACUCCAGUUUGCCAGCAUCAUCCACUGGAUCAGCCUGGCUAUUCUCUCUGUGUUCUUCACUGAGACGGUGUUCAGGAUUGUGGUGCUGGGGAUAUGGGACUACAUAGAGAACAAAGUAGAGGUGUUUGAUGGAGCUGUCAUCGUCCUCUCACUGGCCCCCAUGGUGGCCUCCACAGUGGCCAACGGCCCAAGCAGCCCCUGGGAUGCUAUCGGUCUGAUCAUCACACUGCGCAUCUGGAGGGUGAAGAGGAUCAUUGAUGCCUAUGUGCUGCAAGUGAAGGUGGAGAUGGAGAUGGAGAUCCAGCAGUAUGAGACCAAGGCUGUGAGGGAGGAACAGCUUGACCGUCUAACCCAGAUCUGCCAGGAACAGGCAUUUGAAAUCAGGCAGCUGAGGGCCCACCUGGCACAGCAGGACCUGGAUCUGGUGGCAGAGAGGGAAGCAGCCAUGCAGAUCCACCACAUGUGGGGUAAACAGAGCAACAGUUUCCAGGAGGUGGACGGACUGGCCCCUGGGGCGUCCGAGCAUCACGGGCCAUCUAAAGCUAGAGAGCCCGGGGGCCCUGCAGAUCACCAUGGUCAAGAUGAUAUGAACAACUACAUCAGCCAGUACUACAGCGAGCAAAGCAGCGAUAUGGGGAUCCCAGACCCUGCACGUGUCAUCACCACAGCAGCCAUAGAUGUGCACCUGCCGAACAACCACAGCCAGCUUCCCUCCUCGCUGGUGAGUGUGGACGCGGUGCCGUCCAGCCGCCUGCAGCGCACUGGCAGCUCGGUGAGCGAAGCCUCCACCACCACAGUGUCCCGCAGCAGCUUCAGCGCCCGGCAGCACAGCAUCAGCAGCCACACGCUGGGCUCCACCACGGACUGCAGCUCCACGGUGAGGGAGGCCUCCACCUCCACAGAUUACAGCGACCAACGCUGCUACCCUCCACCCUACAGCAGCCCUCUGGCACUGGGAACUCAGCCACGAGGGACCCCUAGCGCUGUGAUGCAGGACCUUCUUUCCUCUCUGUCCGAGAACUCCUGCCUUGCCCAGAAGGGCCUGGACCCCGUCAACCUUAAACCACCCAGCCCCGCAGGCUCCACCAAAACCAGCCCCGAGCUGGAGCACCGGCUCAACAUCUACAACAAGAGGAACCAGGAGAGCAGAGUGGGGCUGCACUCCAAGCCUCUCAUCCAUCUGCAGGGCAACGAGCAUCUUCUGGAGGAGAAGUACAGGAUGAUGGAGAAGGUAGACGCCCCGGUCAACCAUCUGUCAGAGACAUAAAACUACACCUGAUCUGUGAAGCUUCACAGGACUCGUUUUUAAAGCGCUCAACUAAACUCCAGUGUUGCUGGGAGUCACUGGCACAUAAACAGUAUGUCUGUCAUCCUCUUUGUACUGUUGGGACUGAGGAUGAUGCCAGAGCAGCACAAAAACAUGAAAACACUGGAGGAGGUGAAUCGUUAUCAGGCACCAAUUAUCAGGAAUUGACUCACAGAAACACGUUUGGAGUUUUAUGAAAUAUUUUACCAAAAGAAACCAGCAGCAGGGCCCGAGCCCGACAUUUUCAGACAACUGGUCCACACAGAAAAAAUAAACCUGGCUUCUGACGUGUUAAGAUGUAGUUUGAUUUGCAGGAAGUCAAACCAUGGGAAGAUGGUGCUGAGGGUUUAGUUUUUCAGAUACACUUAGCAGGAAUUGGAGAUGUUGAACAUGAGCUCAUGUAUUGCAGAGCCACAGACUGUGAAACACUUCCUGUAAGCUACGAGGCAUGGAUUUAUGUGCAGGUGUAUCAGCUGUUUUGAUAGUCAGUCUAGUGUCUCCAAACUCACAAAGAACAGCCCUCUUUCAUGGGACUGCAGCAGGGUACAUUGGAUAAGUGUCAGCUUAUUUCUAAUCUUUGUCUUUCUAUAUUAGCAAUGUCAACGUUUGUAUCUAAAUUCUGGGAGUGUGGCAGAUUUUGACUGGUGGAUAAUUCUCAGAGUUCUUAUCCAGAUGCCAUGACUGGAGCCUGACCAGAUGCAGCUGUGUCAGUGUUUACUGAGAUUUUUCAAACUACAGCAUGUCCCACAAGCACCAAAUUCAUUAAAAAAGCUACCUGCAAAUGAUAGGUUUCAUAUCAUUUAGGUCAAAUAUGAGCUUCUCAUGAUUCUAACGUUUGGAAGAUGUAUACAUAUUUUAGAAUGGGUUUGUCACAGCCAACAAGAAAUUGAGCCAAAAGAAAAUUCUAGCAUGAACCUUCAAGAUUUGCCUCUUAAAUAUUAAAAACCAACCCUGUUUACUGUACUGUCAACAUGCCUUUUCUAUCUUGAUCAUUGGGAAAGGGCAUUGCAAAAUGAAUCCAAUAAAGAGAAAACAUGGCAAAAAGUUA
Messenger RNA from Eleginops maclovinus (Patagonian blennie), 2984 nucleotides. RefSeq names its product transmembrane protein 266 (gene tmem266). Gene Ontology annotation, molecular function: voltage-gated channel activity. Gene Ontology annotation, cellular component: dendrite; plasma membrane. The record is from RefSeq and is a predicted model, not a curated record. NCBI's taxonomy places the organism in Eukaryota, Metazoa, Chordata, Actinopteri, Perciformes, Eleginopidae.